This is a messenger RNA of Marmota flaviventris (yellow-bellied marmot), 4782 nucleotides long. It is a transcript of the gene Megf6, whose product is annotated as multiple EGF like domains 6. Gene Ontology annotation, molecular function: protein binding; calcium ion binding. The record is from RefSeq and is a predicted model, not a curated record. Lineage: Eukaryota; Metazoa; Chordata; Mammalia; Rodentia; Sciuridae.
AUGCCUUUGCCAGCGGAGGCGAGGGCGACCCCGAGGGCGACGGGGCGCGCGGUGGCUCCGGCGCUGCUGCUGCUGCUGCUCUCCGCGGUGCGUGCGACUGCCCCGCCGCGACCCCUGCUCCCGCUGCAGCCCAGCAUGCCCCAUGUGUGUGCCCAGCAGCAGCUGACCCUGGUGGGCCAUCGUCGGCCCUGUGUGAAGGCCCUCAGUCGCAUGGUGUCCGUGUGGAAGCCGGGCUGUGGGCGCCAGGCAUGGUGCAUUGGCCACGAGCGCAGAACCGUCUACUACACAGGCUACAGGCAGGUGUAUGCUGCGGAGGCCCGCACCGUGUUCCGGUGCUGCCCGGGAUGGAGCCAGCAGCCGGGUCAGGAGGGCUGCCUCUCAGAUGUGGACGAGUGUACCAGUGCCAACGGGGGCUGUGAGGGCCUGUGCUGCAACACGGUGGGCGGCUUCUACUGCCGCUGCCCCCCUGGACACCAGCUGCGGGGGGACGGCAAGACCUGCCAAGAUGUGGACGAGUGCCGUGUGCACAACGGAGGCUGCCAGCACAGGUGUGUCAACACGCCCGGUUCCUACCUCUGCGAGUGCAAGCCUGGUUUCCGGCUCCACGCCGACGGCAGGACCUGCCUGGCCGUCAACUCCUGUGCCUUGGGCAAUGGCGGCUGCCAGCACCUGUGCGUCCAGCUCACGGUGACGCAUCACCGCUGCCAGUGCCGGCCGGGCUUCCAGCUGCAGGAGGACGGCAGGCGCUGUGUCCGGAGAAGCCCGUGUGCAGAUGGGAAUGGCGGCUGCAUGCACACGUGCCAGGUGCUGCGGGGCCUUGCCCACUGUGGGUGCCGAGUGGGCUACCAGCUGGCUGCAGACCGCAAGGCCUGUGAAGACGUGGAUGAAUGUGCCUCGGGACUGGCCCAGUGUGCCCACGGCUGCCUCAACACUCGGGGGUCCUUCAAAUGUGUGUGCCACGCAGGCUACGAGCUGGGUGCUGAUGGCCGGCAGUGCUACCGGAUCGAGAUGGAGAUUGUGAACAGCUGCGAGGCCGGCCGGGGCGGCUGCUCCCACGGCUGCAGCCACACCAGCGCAGGGCCCCUCUGCACCUGUCCCCAUGGAUACGAGCUGGACGAGGACCAGAAGACCUGUGUUGACGUUGACGACUGUGCCGACUCCCCGUGCUGCCAGCAGGUCUGCGCCAACAGCCCCGGCGGGUACGAGUGUGGCUGCUACGCCGGCUACCGGCUCAGCACCGAUGGCUGCAGCUGUGAGGACGUGGACGAGUGCGCCUCUGGCCACGGGGGCUGUGAGCACCACUGCACCAACCUGGCCGGCUCCUUCCAGUGCUCUUGCGAGGCCGGCUACCGGCUGGACGAGGACCGCAGGGCAUGCACCCCUCUGGAGGAGCCCACGGUGGACCUGGAUGGCCAGCUGCCCUUCGUGCGGCCCCUGCCCCACAUCGCGGUGCUGCGGGACGGGCUGCCGCAGCUCUUCCAGGACGACUCUGGGGCCGAGGAGGAGGAGGAGGAGGAGGCGGAGGCGGAGCUGCGGGGAGAGCACACGCUCACUGAGAAGUUUGUCUGCCUGGGUGACACUUUCGGCCAGGACUGCAGCUUGACCUGCGACGACUGCGUGAACGGAGGGACCUGCCUCCCAGGCCUGGACGGCUGCGACUGCCCCGAGGGCUGGACCGGGCUCGUCUGCAAUGAGACUUGUCCUCCAGACACCUUUGGAAAGAACUGCAGCUCCCCCUGUGGCUGCCAGAAUGGAGGGACCUGCGAUCCUGUGACGGGUGCCUGCCGCUGUCCCCCAGGUGUCAGCGGGACUCACUGUGAGGACGGCUGCCCCAAGGGCUUCUAUGGCAAACACUGUCGCAAGAAAUGCCACUGUGCCAACCGGGGCCGAUGUCACCGCCUCUACGGGGCCUGCCUCUGUGACCCGGGGCUCUAUGGCCGCUUCUGCCACCUUGCCUGCCCGCCCUGGGCCUUCGGGCCGGGCUGCUCCGAGGAGUGCCUCUGCGAACAGUCCCACACGCAGUCCUGUGACCGGAGAGAUGGCACCUGCUCCUGCAAGGCUGGCUUCCGGGGCAGGCGGUGUCAGGCAGAGUGCGAGCCAGGCUUCUUCGGGCCAGGAUGCCAGCAUACGUGCACCUGUCCCCCAGGCGUGGCCUGUGAUCCUGUGAGCGGCGAGUGUCGGGAGCAGUGUCCUGCUGGCUACCGGGGGCAGGACUGUGGUCAAGAGUGCCCAGAGGGGACAUUUGGUGUGAACUGCUCAGGCUCCUGCUCCUGUGGGGGUGCCUCUUGCCACCGGGUCACAGGGCAGUGCCUGUGCCCACCAGGCAGGACCGGAGAGGACUGUGGGGCAGAUUGUCCUGAGGGCCACUGGGGGCUCGGCUGCCAGGAGAUCUGCCCUGUGUGUGAGCACGGUGCCCGCUGUGACCCCGUGACGGGAGCCUGCCUGUGCCUCCCCGGCUUCGUGGGCAGCCGCUGUCAGGACGCUUGCCCAGCAGGCUGGUUUGGACCCGGCUGUCAGACGAGGUGCUCUUGUGGCAACGAUGGGCACUGCCACCCGGCCACUGGGCACUGCAGCUGUGCCCCUGGCUGGACUGGCCUGAAUUGUCAGAGAGCCUGUGACAGUGGACACUGGGGGCCCGACUGCGGCUACCCCUGCAACUGCACCGCAGGCCACGGGAGCUGUGAUGCCAUCAGUGGCCUGUGCCUGUGUGAGGCUGGCUACGUGGGCCCACAGUGCGAGCAGCGGUGUCCCCAAGGAUACUUUGGACCAGGCUGUGGGCACCAGUGCCAGUGUGAGCAUGGGGCAGCCUGUGACCACGUCAGCGGGGCCUGCACCUGCCCAGCAGGCUGGAGGGGAAGCUUCUGUGAGCGAGCCUGCCCAGCUGGCUUCUUUGGGUUGGACUGCCGUGGCGCCUGCAACUGCUCCGCGGGGGCCGCCUGCGACAACGUGAACGGCUCCUGUCUCUGCCCGCCAGGCCGCCAGGGACCCCGCUGCACCCAGACUUGCCCAGCCCUCACCUACGGCCUUAACUGCAGCCAGGCCUGCACCUGCUUUAAUGGGGCCUCCUGUGACCCCGUCCACGGGCAGUGCCACUGUGCCCCCGGCUGGAUGGGGCCCACCUGCCUGCAGGCCUGUCCCGCUGGCCAGUACGGCCAGGGCUGCCGAGAAGCCUGCCUUUGCCAGAACGGGGGGAGCUGUGACCCUGUGUCAGGCCGCUGCACGUGCGCAGAGGGCUGGUCCGGCCUGGCCUGUGAGAAUGAAUGCCUCCCCGGACACUACGGAGCUGGCUGUCAGCUCAGCUGCGGCUGCCUCAAUGGAGGCCUCUGUGACAGGCACACGGGCCGCUGCCUCUGCCCUGCUGGCUGGACUGGGGACAAGUGCCAGAGAUCUUGUGCUGAGGGCACCUUCGGGGCUCACUGUGAGGAGCGCUGCAUCUGUCGUCGGGGAGCCUGCCACCAUGUCACGGGGGCCUGCCGCUGCCCCCCAGGAUGGAGGGGCUCACGGUGUGAGGAUGCCUGCCCACACGGCUGGUUCGGAGAGGCCUGUGUCCAGAGCUGCCGCUGCCCACCUGGGGCCUCCUGCCACCACGUCACUGGGGAGUGUCACUGUCCUCCUGGCUUCACCGGGCCUGGCUGUGAGCAGGCCUGCUGGCCCGGCACUUUUGGAGAGGACUGUAGGCACCUGUGCCAGUGUCCUGGCAAGACCCAGGCCUGCCACCCUGCCACAGGGGCCUGCGUGUGCAUGGCCGGCUACCACGGCACUGGCUGCCAGAAACGAUGCCCGCCUGAGCGCUAUGGUCCAGGCUGUGGACAGGUGUGUGGGUGUCGGAACGGGGGCUCCUGUGACGCAGCCACAGGGGCCUGCCACUGUCCUGCCGGGUUCCUCGGAGCUGACUGCAGUCUGACCUGUCCACCAGGUCACUUUGGCCUCAGCUGUGCCCAUGUGUGUGCAUGCGGGCAGGGGGCCACCUGUGACCCUGUGACCGGCACUUGCAUCUGCCCACCGGGGAGGACUGGCACCCACUGUGAGCAUGGCUGCCCCCAGAACCGGUUUGGCGCGGGCUGUGAGCUCCAGUGUGAGUGCAGACACGGAGCCCUGUGCCACAGCACCCAUGGCAGCUGCUCCUGCCGCCCGGGCUGGAUGGGGCCACACUGCGAGCAGGCCUGUCCCCCUGGGCGCUAUGGUGCCGCCUGCCUCUUGGAGUGCGCCUGUCAGAACAACGGCACCUGUGAGCCCGCCUCGGGCGCCUGCCGCUGUGGCCCUGGCUUCUACGGUCAGGCCUGCGAGCACCCCUGUCCCCCCGGAUUCCAUGGAGCUGGGUGCCAGGAGGCCUGUGAGUGUCAACAGGGAGCCUCCUGUGACCCCGUCAGCGGCCAGUGCUUCUGCCCAGCCGGCUUCCAGGGCCAGUCCUGUGAGAGGGGGUGUGAGCCAGGCUCCUUUGGAGAAGGCUGCCACCAACGGUGUGGCUGCAGUGGGGGGGCGCCCUGUGACCCCGUCAGCGGCCUCUGCCUGUGCCCACCAGGGCGCUCAGGAGCCACGUGUGACCUGGAUUGCAAACAGGGCCGCUUUGGACCCGGCUGUGUCCUGCACUGUGAGUGUUCAGCGGGGGCUGACUGUGACCCGGUCAGUGGGCAGUGCCACUGCGUGGAUGGCUACAUGGGGCCCACGUGCCGGGAAGGUGGGCCCUCCCAGUUCCUCGAGAGCCUGUCCCCAGCACAGGGCGCAGCGGCCACACGGCCAGUCUCCAGCAGACAGGUACCCAGCUCCGCAGGCACUAGCUGA